This is a messenger RNA of Protobothrops mucrosquamatus (brown spotted pit viper), 304 nucleotides long. RefSeq names its product calnexin-like. Gene Ontology annotation, molecular function: calcium ion binding. Gene Ontology annotation, cellular component: endoplasmic reticulum; endoplasmic reticulum membrane. Gene Ontology annotation, biological process: protein folding. The transcript has 2 exons. NCBI's taxonomy places the organism in Eukaryota, Metazoa, Chordata, Lepidosauria, Squamata, Viperidae. The annotation marks the transcript as partial. The record is from RefSeq and is a predicted model, not a curated record.
UGCUGAAACCUGAUAAUACUUUUGAAGUAUUAAUUGACCAAGCAGUUGUCAGCAAGGGAAAUCUCCUAGAAGACAUGAUUCCACCUAUAAACCCACCAAAAGAAAUAGAAGAUCCUAAUGAUAAGAAGCCUGAAGAUUGGGAUGAGAGACCUAAAAUACCUGAUCCUGAUGCUGUAAAGCCAGAUGACUGGAAUGAAGAGGAGCCUCCAAACAUAGAAGAUCCUGAUGCUGUUAAACCUGAAGGAUGGCUUGAUAAUGAACCUGAAUACAUUCCAGAUCCAAAUGCAGAAAAACCAGAAGACUG